Entelurus aequoreus (snake pipefish) is the source of this 1519-nucleotide messenger RNA. RefSeq names its product calcium-activated potassium channel subunit beta-4-like. The record is from RefSeq and is a predicted model, not a curated record. Gene Ontology annotation, cellular component: voltage-gated potassium channel complex; membrane. The coding region runs from base 133 to 924 and encodes 263 amino acids. Lineage: Eukaryota; Metazoa; Chordata; Actinopteri; Syngnathiformes; Syngnathidae. Gene Ontology annotation, molecular function: calcium-activated potassium channel activity; potassium channel regulator activity. Gene Ontology annotation, biological process: detection of calcium ion; potassium ion transport. The transcript is spliced from 4 exons.
UACCUCAUCUUGCGUGUGCGUGCGUGCGAGAGGGUGGGGUGGGAAGGGGAAGAAGAGAGAACACAUUUGGACUCAAGAGAGAGCAGCCGUGCUUUUGCUUGGCGCGCCUCUACCUCCUCCUUUUUCUCUUCCAUGCCGGGGAGGAGAGUGUGUGUGGCGGCCAUGGCAAAGGCGCGUGUGUCGUUGGAGUUCUCCGAGGCUGAGGACCGCAGCAUCCGGCUGGGAUUGUUCCUGAUGGCGUGCGGGGUGUUGAGUCUCUUCAUUCUGGGUUUCUGUUGGAUCAGCCCGGCGCUGCACAGCCUCAACAGCAAGAGCGCCAAUUGCACUGUGGUGUCAGUGUUGCGUCCUGAGGAGACAUUCGCGUGCGUGUUCACCUGUGGCGCGGCCUGCAAGGGCACGUCGUUGUAUCCUUGCCUGCAGGUCUUCGUCAACAACUCUGAGUCUUCUUCUUUAGCUCUGUUGCACUUUGACGAGCAGCAGCUGGUUCUCAACCCCAAGUGUUCGUACGUCCCGCCGUGUGAGCGUGACAACCAGAAGAACCGCGAGAGCGUCCUCCGGUGGGAGGAGUACUUCAACCGUCAGCUGGCGGGCCAGAGCUUCUUCACCUGCUUCUUCAACCAGCACAGGAGGCCCGACGACGUGCUGUGGCGGCGCUCGCAAGACGCCGUCGUGCUGCUGCACUGCUUCCUGUGGCCCGCGGCGUCGCUGUUCCUGGGCGCGCUCAUCGUGCUGCUGACGGUGUGCGCGCGCACCCUCGCCGUGCGCGCCGAGGCGCUCCAGAAGAGGAAGUGCUCGUACCGCUCGUGCAGGGAAGCGGCGACGGCCCGCUGCUUUGGCGAGACUGUGGACACGAACUUUGACCCCGAGCUGCUGUUGUCAUCCAGUCCGCUGUUCUCCGUGCGCCGCCGCGAGCGAGAACAUUGAGGGGGAUGAUCGUCCACCUGCCGGACCUCAAAGACGUAGUGUCACGUGAUCUUUUUCUCACUUCCUGUUCUUAAGGGUUGUCCAUUUUGGACGCCUCAUGUAGCGCUUCAAAGUUUGAAUGUUUCAACUCAGGUCCUGUUUGUCUAUCUGUGGCUCCGCCCUCUUUCUGCACCAUGUGACCCUGGUAGCCGCUUGCAGUGCCUAAUACACCUUGGAAUAAAAGUGUUUAUCAGUCAUCUGAGCAGGGCUGAGGGGGCGGGGCUUAGAUAGGAUGUUUUGCAAGUGCACACACACACACACACACACACACACACACAAAGGUAAUCAUUGGGCGUCAAUAAUGAGGUACAUUUUUACUAAAAUAGUGCAAAGUUUACAUUUGCAGCCAUGGCUUAUUGAAGCCUCCGGAGAGUAUUUACAUCGCUUCACUUUGUCCACAUUUUGUUUUGUUACAUCUUUAGACUAAAAUUCAACAAAUUCAUUUUUGUCAAAAUUCCACACACGAUACCACGUAAUGACAACGUGAAAAUGUUCACAUGUGAGUACGUUUUCACGGCAUUUGCCGUGAAGGUCAAAAGUAGUGAUGGGUAGAUGA